GUAAAGUGUAAGUUGAUAUUGUUUUAAUUAGUAUAAUUAAUUGAAGUAUUUAUUACUUAUUACUUUGACUUAUUUUCAUCAAUUGACUUGAUAGUUUCAACUACAAAUCAAAAAAAAAAGCCAUGUCUUCAUCUGGUGUUAGCACCUCUGAUAAAGAUAGCCUUCGUCAGAGACAUGGGCAAGAUAAUAUUAAUAAUAAUACAAGUAAUAAUGAUAAUGAUAAUAUAGAUAAUGAUUCUGAUAUUAAUAAAAGAACUAAAUAUGAUGAGGCUAAAGAAUUUGUUGAUUCAUUAAAAAGAUUAGAAUCUAUUGUUUCUCCAAUUAUAUUUACUGCUUUAUCAUUCUUUGUAAGAUUAUAUAGAAUUGGUAUAAAUGAUGCUGUUGUUUGGGAUGAAGCUCAUUUUGGUAAAUUUGGUUCAUAUUAUUUAAGACAUGAAUUUUAUCAUGAUGUUCAUCCUCCUUUAGGUAAAAUGUUAAUUGGUUUAUCAGGUUAUUUAGCUGGUUAUAAUGGUAGUUGGGAUUUCCCAUCUGGUGAAACUUAUCCUGAUUAUAUUGAUUAUACAAAAAUGAGAAUAUUUAAUGCAACAUUUUCUGCUUUAUGUGUUCCAUUUGCUUAUUUUACUAUGAAAGAAAUUGGUUAUUCAAUUGCAACUACUUGGUUAUUUACUUUAAUGGUAACUCUUGAACUUUCUUAUAUUACUUUAGGUAAAUUCAUUUUAUUAGAUUCAAUGUUAUUAUUUUUUACUGUUGCAACCGUUUUUUCAUUCUCAAGAUUUAAUAGUUUUAAUACUAAAAAACUUGAAUUUACAAGAAAAUGGUGGAAAUGGUUAUUAUUAACUGGAUUUGCAAUUGGUUGUACUUGUUCAGUUAAAAUGGUUGGACUUUUUGUUACAACUUUAGUUGGUAUUUAUACUAUUACUGAUCUUUGGAUUAAAUUUGGUGAUAAAACAAUUACUUGGACUCGUUAUAUUCAACAUUGGUUAGCAAGAAUUGUUGGAUUAAUUAUUGUACCAUUUUUAAUUUUCCUUUUAUCUUUUAAAGUUCAUUUUGAUUUAUUAUAUAAAUCAGGUACUGGUGAUGCAAAUAUGUCAACAUUAUUUCAAGCUAAUUUAUUAGGUUCUGAUGUUGGUGGUGGACCUCGUGAAGUUUCAAUUGUUCAUUCAGUAGUUACUUUAAAAUCUCAAGGUUUAACUGGUGGACUUUUACAUUCUCAUGUUCAAACUUUCCCAGAAGGUUCAAAACAACAACAAGUUACAACUUAUUCUCAUAAAGAUUCAAAUAAUAAUUGGAUUUUCCAAAGAGCAAGAGGUUUACCUUAUUAUGAUAGUGCAAAUAAUAAUACUUCAAUUGAAUAUGUUAUUGAUGGUAUGAGUGUUAGAAUUAUGCAUCCAUCAACUGGUAGAAAUUUACAUACUCAUGAAGUUGCUGCUCCAGUAUCUAAAUCUGAAUAUGAAGUUGCUUGUUAUGGUAAUUUAACUAUUGGUGAUGCUAAAGAUAAUUGGAUUGUUGAAGUUAUGGAACAACAUUCAAGUGAAGAUAAAUUAAGACUUCACCCAAUUACUACAUCAUUUAGAUUAAAAAAUCAAGUUAUGAAUUGUUAUUUAGGUGUAAGUGGUAAUUCAUUACCUCAAUGGGGUUUUAGACAAGGUGAAGUUGUUUGUUAUAAAAAUCCAUUUAGAAAGGAUAAAAGAACUUGGUGGAAUGUUGAAAAUAAUAGAAAUGAAGUUUUACCAGAAGCUCCAGAAGAUUUUAAAUUACCAAGAACUAAUUUCUUUAGAGAUUUUAUUCAAUUAAAUUUAGCAAUGAUGGCAACUAAUAAUGCAUUAGUUCCUGAUCCAGAUAAACAAGAUGAUUUAGCUUCAAAAGCAUGGCAAUGGCCAACUUUAAAUACUGGAAUUAGAAUGUGUACUUGGUCAGCUAGUAAAGCUAAAUAUUAUUUAAUUGGAUCACCAGCAACAACUUGGACUUCAACUAUUGGAGUUUUAUUAUUUGCUUUCCUUACUGUUUAUCAUUUAAUUAGAUGGCAAAGACAAAUUGUUGAUUUCCCAUCUAAUGAACCAAAUAAAUUAACUUUAUUUGUUAUGGGAGGUAUUUAUCCAAUGUUUGGUUGGGGUUUACAUUUUAUGCCAUUUGUAGUUAUGGGAAGAGUUACAUAUGUUCAUCAUUAUGUUCCAGCACUUUAUUUUGCUAUGCUUGUACUUUGUUAUGAAAUUGAAUAUUUUACUUUACCUUUAGCAUCACCAAAUUCUUCUCCAGCAGCUAAAAUCUUUAGAGUUGUACUUUUUGGUAUUUUCUACUUUAUUGUAGUUUAUACAUUCUGGUACUUUAGAUAUAUUUCCUGGGGUAUGGAAGGUGCAAAGGAAAAUUGGUCACAUUACGAUAUUUUAUCUUCUUGGAGAGUCUCUAAUGAUAAGUACAAUUAAUUGAGACAAUUUUUACAAUAUUAAUAUAAAUAUAUUUCUACGCAUAUAAUAUAUUUAUUAACUCUCAUAUAUAUAAGAACAUACAAAUAUAAAAAGUAAAGAUUAUAUGUAGUGACUUAAGAGUCUUAUUGAUGGGUGUUAUACAGGAGAGUAUAUAUUUUAAAUUGUAAAUUGUAAAUAUAGAUGUGUUCUAAUCAGUGAAAGACUACAUGUGUAUCCUAAUCAAUGACUAUCAUAUUAUGUAUAGAUAAUGUAACUACACUAUAUCUAUCUCUACAUCCAUACACCAAGCAUAACAUUAUUAUAGUGUAAUCCAAACAUCCAUGCCUCCACAAUACACAUCGAUC
Scheffersomyces amazonensis is the source of this 2770-nucleotide messenger RNA. It is a transcript of the gene PMT2, whose product is annotated as dolichyl-phosphate-mannose-protein mannosyltransferase. Gene Ontology annotation, cellular component: membrane; endoplasmic reticulum. Gene Ontology annotation, biological process: protein O-linked glycosylation via mannose. The record is from RefSeq and is a predicted model, not a curated record. Bases 123 to 2423 code for a protein of 766 amino acids. NCBI's taxonomy places the organism in Eukaryota, Fungi, Ascomycota, Pichiomycetes, Serinales, Debaryomycetaceae. Gene Ontology annotation, molecular function: dolichyl-phosphate-mannose-protein mannosyltransferase activity. The transcript has a single exon.